GUGGCGAUCGCGCCUCCCUCUCCUCUGUCAAGCUUCGCUUCGUUUCAACUCGCGAUCUCCCUUAUGAGUGUGACUUCACGAGCAAGCUGAAGCGCGCGAUUUCGAAUUAUUCUAUUGAUGUCAACGCGCCAUUCGCCGCGAUUAAGAGCGCGAACCGAGUGCGACGGAGUGGCAGUGGUGAAAACGUGCGAGCGAGGAGUAUAUUUCUUUUCGAAAGGCGCGCGCGAAACUUUUUCGCAACCUCUUCCGGCGCGAGUAGAAAUGCGCUUCAAAUCGGCGCGGCAAUUUAUGCGAGACGGCGUGCAACUUUGACGCGAGGUUUGUGCAAAUCAUGCCUAUUAACAACCGCUGAAACAAAGCUGCGACAAUUAUGCGCGCAGCUGCAAAGGCGUUUAGACGUCUCGAGCCGAGGCCUCGUCGAUGUGUCCUUUGUAGUCGUCGGUGUGUGCUAGUCACUUCCAACCGAAUAAAAUUAAUAUAAGACGCGGGGCCCCUUUAUGAAUCGCGAAAAGCUCGACAGCGCUUGAAUGACUGCACGUUUCGACGCCGAAUGCCGUUUCAACGCCGUUCGAUUUCAAGGUGCGAUCAUACACGCGCAGGAGAGUAAUUUUGCGGAGAUUAGAUUUUAUCAGUAGGAUCGCGAAAAAUCCACGCCACGUCUCAUCGUUCAUUCAUUCAACGCGCGGCGGGAUUAAUUUCAUGCCGCACUGAUCGUCGACGGAACGAAACUCCGGGGGGCUCUCGGCCAGUGCUGAGCAUUAAUCGAUGAAAAUGUUAUAUAUUCAGUGAUACACUUUGUUCGAUUUCCUCUGACUAAAAUAAUUGGCAAAUCAAUAAGUUGCUCGAUUGAGAGAGGAAAAGUGCCGAAAAAAUAAAAAAAUAUUUAUUCACUGGAUAAUCACAAGUAAUCAUUAAUGAAUCAUUGAAUCAAUGAGAUUAAUCAAUGCAUAAUCAUUUACAUCACAGCUUAAUUAAUUUCAUUGGUCGACGAAAUUACUUGUGAUUUUAUACACGACGAUUAAUUAAUUUCAAUGAGCGGUUUGCUGAUUAUUUUAGUCAGAGAAAAUUUUCAUCACAUCAGAGUUCAAUUAAUAAUUAAUUUCAUCAAUUGACGAAAUUUUUGGUAAUUCUAUUUACGACGUUUCAUUAAUCUUGACGAUUAAUUUACUUCAGUCAAGGAAAAUUUUCACAUCAAAGUUUGAUUAAUUUCAUCAAUCGACGAGGUUAUUUCUAGUUUUAUGCACGAGGAUUGAUGAAUUUUGAUGUUUGAUAUCGAUUAUUUGGUCAAAGAACAUUUGAAUAAAUUGCCCAACACUCGCUCGGAGAGGUCGUAUCGACGAGAGGCGCCAUCGCGCUCGACGUUGUUGCAGUCGGCGCUCAAGCACGAUUGAAUAUCGCCACGCGCUCGCGCGCGAGGAACGAACUGCUCGGCAGCAGAUAUUAUAAAUACGUGUUAUCGUGCGUCGGCGUACUAUUUUAAUGCGUUAUCUCCGUCCACGUCCGCCGCGGAACCGCCGCAAACACCGCCCGCCCGCUCGCUCGGUUUCUGCGCGUCUGUUCGGCGGACUGUGGACGCCCCGGGCAUGUAUCUUCACUUCGAGCGACCCAACAAUAUAAACCGCGUGCGUUUUCCUUCGCCGAAAGAGGGUCGUGCGUGACGACGUGCACCGUGCACGUCCUCGUAUCGCGCAACCCCCCGCCGCGUUGCUACGCACUGCUUCGAAUUACGUAAAAUAAAAAUUGCAUGCACUGUUUUGUAAGCAAAUUUUUAAUCCGAGGAGAGGAGAGAGAAAGAGAUACGCACGGGACCCGAUAAACAACCGAGGGGCGUCGAUAUUCUCGCGUGUGUGCGCGAGGAAUAUUUCCAAAUCGCGGAGCUCUCAUUCAGAUACGAUAUGUGGUGUACCACGAAACAAAUGCGUUAUUUAAUUUGUACCUUUGAGACAUCGUGCCUCUUUCUCAUCGAAGGUGCGAAACACAAGCAAUUGCUCCAUCAAUAUUUCUCUAUUGCAGAACUAAUAUUGUAUAUUACGUGCACGUAUAUAUACGAGACGAAUGUGCUCUUUCAUUCCGAGUGGGAGAGAUUCUAGUUUUCUAAAUUUAGUUCUAGUUCGAAACUCUCUCUCUCUCUCUCUCUCGCGACGUUUGUGCUGCAGUCUCAAAUAUUGACCGAAUAAAUAUUUUCUCACGUUCGGCGCGAUAAUGCGGUUUCCCGCGCCGCCACGGAAUGGCCUGUCCGAGUGGCGCAAUAAACCGAAACAUCAUACGCAACGUAUGAACGAAAGUAUCGCUAUUUUUGCCGGCGCGUGUAAAAGACGCGCUUGUUGACGAACCCCUACCACAGAGACGCGAGACGCGUGUGUGUAGGUGCUCGAGAUACGCGCAGUUCGGUGAAGCCGCGUGCACGCAUCAUUCUCCUGUUUUCACGUGAUAAUUGUGACUCGGCAUGUAGCUGCUUUGCGCCGACUAUGUCGAAGGGCCCGAUAGGGGGAUGAUAAGACGAAUUACGGAGAGAUUGCGCAUAACGAAAACACAUGAUACCCGACCGCGAGUGUUUCCCGUCUUACGCGUCGUGCGCGCGCGAAUGUUGAAGCUCGAACUCAUCAAAAGUCCGAAAAUCCGUCGAAUUUUCACGCGAAAACCUGAGCUCGCUGAAAAUCCCAUCGACAACUUGGAAAAUUAGUAGAAAAUCUUGAGAUAUAGUGUGUGCGAGCUGUUAAGGUUAGAAAUGGCCACUACUGUUUUAUUGAGACUUGAAGACUCAUUGAAGAAUCAUUUAUUAUUCGACUGCCUCAAUAGUCUACAUUUAAUUUUUAUUUUUAAUUUCAACAAACAAAUACUAAUUAGAUAACUCACUCAACUGCGGAUAGAAUAGUGAGACAAGCGAACAUUAAAUAAUCUGAUAAAAAACGAACGAAUAAAAGAGGAAAUAAAACAACAAAUGUUCUUCCUUCGUAAUCGUUCUGUUAUCAUUUUCUAUUGGCAUUGAGAAAUUUCGAUAGGGUUAGAAGAUUUAACAGAAAAAGCGAAGGGAAAUGUUUGAAAGUCUCGUCGCUGACUGCCGCUACAUCCUUCGUCCUGGAGCCGGUUCAUGGCCGUCAUCGUGGCCAAACAUCCAGUGGUCUCACUGGUAAAAAGACGGGUCAAUUGAAAACAACAACAAUUAAUUAUUGCUCGUUAAUUAACGGCGAUUAAAUGUUAAAUGCCACGAGCGGCAUUCUCGAUACGUGUCAUGCGCGCUGCUGUCCGGAUAAUUUCAUAAUUCGACCAUUUCGAAGCUCCGAAAUAUUUUUGGGAUGUCGAUUGUCGUGAUUUCUCGGCCACCAAAUAUGCUCGUCACUGAUCGACGACGACGAAGACGACGGUCCGCGAUUGUAAUUGCGUCCUUUCCAAAUCGUUUUGAUGCUCUCGCGCGCGCCGCGUACUUUUCCGUAAACGUUUUAUUAUGCGCCGGACGGACGGACAUUUAACGCGACGCGGGUUGUAUCGGUGCGUUGUUUACUGUUCCCGUUCGGGUGAUAAAAAUAUUUCGUCGGUCAUUGAAAUAUUUAAUCAGACUCUCGUCGACAUCGUGUCAAUUAAGACGUGUUUCUCCGGUCGAAUUGUGUCUACGUGAAUGCCAGUGAAUGCCCAGUGAGUGCCUUGCGCGACGAAGUAGCCCAGGGAGCAGGAUGCUAAAUUGGAAAGCCAGGGACGAAGGACGCAGAACGCGGGCAGCGAUACGUCAUACAUCUCCAGGUAAGCGGGAGGGAGGCGCUGCUGACCGGUGGCGGCGGCGGCCAUGCGCCCCGGCCCGCCAGUACAGCCGAGCCACCGCAGGCCUCCCCGUCGCCAGCAUCCGCACCAGCAGCAGCUCCAUCAGGAGCGCGACCGACAGCGGCAGCGGCAGCAUCGGCUGCACCUGCCGCGCGCCAACGGCGGUAGCCCGCGCGCCCUCCUGGUGCUGCUGCUACUGGCCAGCAGCCCCUUGGUCCAGGCCGUGCCGCCGGGAUUACCCGCGGCCCAGCAGCGGGCGUUCACCGGUCACUAUCAAACGGGACUGACGGCCCGGUUGAACGCGACCGAGCCGAAGAAACAGAACUUGACUAUCGGCUACCUCACUGCCAUCAAAGGUGGCCUCAAGGACCGGCAGGGCCUUGCCAUCUCCGGCGCUCUGUCCAUGGCUCUCGACGAGAUCAACAACAGUACGGACAUUCUGCCGAACGUGACGCUGCUGAUGCGAUGGAACGACACGAGGGGAGAGACCGUCGAAGCUACCAGGGCAAUGGUCGACAUGAUCUGUGACGGGGUCGUGGCCUUCUUCGGACCGGAAGGCUCCUGCUACGUCGAGGCCAUAGUCGCUCAGUCCCGCAACAUACCUAUGAUCAGUUACAAAUGUUCCGACUACAAGGCUUCGAACGUAAACACCUUCGCGAGGACCGAGCCGCCGGACACGCAGGUGACCAAGUCAGUGAUCGCCCUGCUGCUGCACUACGGAUGGAACAAAUUCUCGAUCGUGGCCGAGAUGGCCUGGUCUACGGUCGCCCGUUCCCUGGAGUACCAGGCGCACGAGAACAACCUCACCGUAAACCACCACAGGCUCGUCGAGGACCGGCACACGUGUUGCGAAGAGAGGCUGCCUUGCUGCGAAGUCCCCGUAUGGUUCCAACUAAUACAGGAGACCAAAAAUAAGACCCGCAUUUACAUCUUCCUGGGUACGGCAAUGUCACUGAUAGAUAUGAUGAAUUCGAUGCAAAACCAAAAGCUGCUGGACAACGGGGAGUACAUGGUGAUACACGUGGAUAUGAUGACGUAUUCGCCGCGCGAAGCGCAGAAAUACUUGUGGAAACCUGAACACUUCAGUAUUCUGAAAAAUUGUCUCGAGCCAAAGAACUUCCUGCAAAAGGCACGCUCGUUGAUGGUGGUCGUGUCAUCGCCGCCGACGCAAGUUUAUGAGGACUUCACGAAGAAGGUCCGCGACUACAAUUCGAAGAAGCCAUUCAACUUCACGACUCCUGAGCUCCUGAAAAAGUUCGAGAAGUACGUGUCCAUUCACGCGGCGUAUCUGUACGAUUCCGUCAAACUGUACGCGAGAGCUUUGCAUCAAUUGUUGGAGGAUCAACCGAAUCAAACGCUGAUGGAGGUCGCCAGUAACGGCUCUCGGAUAAUCGAAACGAUUAUCAAGAAUCAUACAUAUCAAAGUGUGAGUGGCGCGACCAUCAAGCUGGACCAAUUCGGCGACUCGGAGGGUAACUUCUCGGUACUCGCUCUAAAGAAAGAGCCUUUUAAACUCAGCAACUUUACCUGCGACUACCAGAUGAAGCCCGUGGGCCAGUUCCAGCAGGGUGAAACUCUAGUGUACAGACCAUCGGGAGCUAUGGAUUGGCCCGGUAAGAAUAAGCCGGAGGCGGAACCCGGCUGCGGUUUCUUCAAUGAGCACUGUCCGAAGAAAGACACGCAUCAUCACAGCAUCAUCGCCGCCGGUGUGCUGGGUGUUUUGGUGAUAUGCGCUACGGCGAUCACUAUCAGCAUUUAUCGAAAGUGGAAGAUAGAGCAGGAGAUAGAGGGAUUGCUCUGGAGGAUCGACUUGAGCGAGAUACACAGUCCGCAUCUCGACAACAUGAUGUCCUCCCCUAGUAAGUUAAGUUUAGUUAGUGCAAUGUCCUACGAGUCAAAAUGCGGCGGCCAAGUGUUCGCGCAGACCGGCCAUUAUCGCGGCGUAGUGGUGCGAAUAAAGGAGCUGAAGUUCUCGAAGAAAAAAGACAUUUCACGGGACGAUAUGAAGGAAUUGCGCAUUCUCCGUGAAAUUAGACACGAUAAUCUCAACUCUUUCAUCGGAGCAUGCGUGGAGCCGAUGAGGAUAUUGUUACUUACCGAGUAUUGUGCCAAAGGAAGUCUUUAUGACAUUAUCGAAAACGAAGAUAUCAAGUUAGAUAAUAUGUUCAUUACGUCGUUAGUUCACGAUCUCAUUAAGGGUAUGCUGUACAUUCACGAUUCACCUGUGCUAGUCUGUCAUGGUAAUCUGAAGUCUUCCAAUUGCGUCGUGACCUCACGUUGGGUACUCCAAGUCUCCGAUUUCGGUCUUCACGAUAUGCGUCACUGCGCCGAAUCCGGCAGCAUCGGUGAACAUCAGUAUUAUCAAAACUUGCUUUGGAAGGCUCCCGAGCUAUUGAGAGAACCAAAUAACGCGAUUAGGGGCACGCAGAAAGGAGACGUUUACUCUUUCGCUAUCAUUCUCUUCGAAAUGAUCGGGCGAAAGGGACCGUACGGUAUCACUAUGGACCCCAAAGACAUCAUAGAACGAGUGAAGAACUACAACCCAAAGGAAAGGGAAGAAGACAAGAAGAAACUGCCGUUCAGGCCUGACAUAGACGUGCUUACCAAGUCUAAAGCGGAUUGCGCCGAAUACGUGGUCAAUACUAUUACAGACUGCUGGGACGAAGAUCCAAACGUUAGGCCAGACUUCAAGGUGAUAAGGACCCGACUAAUGGCAAUGAAGGCUGGAACGAAUCAAAAUAUAAUGGAUCAAAUGAUGCACAUGAUGGAAACAUACGCGAACAACCUCGAAGAUCUAGUCAGUGAGCGUACGCGCCUUCUUUUCGAGGAAAAGCAGAAAACCGAGGACCUGCUGCAUAGAAUGUUACCUAAGCCCGUCGCGAAUCGUCUAACAAACGGUAUCGGAGUAGAGCCCGAGGCCUUUGAUCUGGUCACUAUAUACUUCAGCGAUAUCGUCGGCUUCACGGCGAUGUCGGCGGAGAGCACGCCGUUUGAGGUUGUAAAUUUCUUGAAUGAUCUGUAUACCUUGUUCGAUCGUAUAAUCAAAGGAUACGACGUGUACAAAGUGGAAACGAUCGGAGACGCCUACAUGGUCGUUUCCGGUCUUCCGAUAAAAAAUGGAGAUAGGCAUGCCGGCGAGAUAGCAUCAAUGUCGUUGGAAUUACUUAACGCUGUUAAACAGCACACCAUAGCUCAUCGACCUCAUGAAACUCUCAAGCUACGUAUCGGUAUUCAUACGGGUCCUGUAGUAGCUGGCGUUGUCGGUCUAACGAUGCCCAGGUAUUGCCUGUUUGGGGACACGGUAAAUACCGCGUCUCGCAUGGAAUCCAACGGAGAACCGUUACGAAUACAUAUCAGUAAGCAAUGCAAGAAUGCUCUCGACAAGAUUGGAGGGUAUGUUGUCGAAGAGCGUGGCUUUAUACACAUGAAAGGCAAAGGAGAAGUAAAGACGUAUUGGCUCAUAGGAGCCACUGAAAAAGCCAUUCAAAAACGAGAGGUUGAUGUAGGUGAUCUUCCACCUCUGUUCUGUACACCGCGAAGAAGACAGUCGAAUGUACCGCGUUUAUUAGCAGACGACUCGUCGUCCCAAUGCGGAGGGUCCAGUCCAGUUCCGCGCUCGUUCCAUGCACCCAAGUUCGAAGGAUCUCGCCUGUCUCUAGCUAAGAGCGUCUCCAAGACCACGAUAGAUAAUGUCCCGAUUAUGGAGGAAGCGCAGGAACGCGCCAUCGAGAUAAAGAUGGCCUUCGAGGAUUUCCUUGCGGACACAGGACCGAAGUUCAGAAAAAAUGCGCGUCUGUCUACCAUCGCAUCCUCGUCAUCGACGAGUGACUAUCCGUCUCAGCUUGUCAUUCGCGAAUCUCGCUCAUUGGAUCCGUUCCCCUGCGACAUAUACAACAAACAUUUCGAGUCGCCGAGCCUCUCCUGGAAGGAGCCGAAGAAGAUCUUCUGUUCGUUAGAGAAUUGUGUCAAGUUCACGCGGAUCAAUUCGAAAACAGACAUAACCGAGAAAUUACUGGAUAAUAAUCAUCCUAACGGUAAUGUGAUAAUUGUGCCUCACUCCGGUAACUCUCCGAACGAAGCAGAGAUGCCGUUAUUAGGUGACGACAGCGGCUGCAUGGGUGAAGUAGUACCGAUCAAGCGCUGGCGCUCGCUGGAUCAGGAGAUAUCCGGGCCUAGCACGGACAGUGUACCUGAUAAAAAGUCUUCCGCGCGAAAUUCAAUUAGAAGUUGGCUAGUUAAUCUGUUCAAUGGUACUGGAUUGCGCAGUAGCGAAGUCUAUUUAGGAAAAGGGAUGGAACGGUACGAGAUGCAACCCGAACGCGAAAGUAUAGUCUAG
This is a messenger RNA of Odontomachus brunneus, 8092 nucleotides long. Its product is annotated as receptor-type guanylate cyclase Gyc76C-like. Bases 3782 to 8092 code for a protein of 1436 amino acids. Lineage: Eukaryota; Metazoa; Arthropoda; Insecta; Hymenoptera; Formicidae. The record is from RefSeq and is a predicted model, not a curated record. Gene Ontology annotation, biological process: intracellular signal transduction; receptor guanylyl cyclase signaling pathway; protein phosphorylation. The transcript is spliced from 19 exons. Gene Ontology annotation, molecular function: protein kinase activity; guanylate cyclase activity; peptide receptor activity.